AUGUUGUUCCACGCGUUGGGUUUAGGAUUACUAUCCGCACUGGUGCAGACUGGCUCUGCGGCGAACAUUUUCGUCUCUCAUUACACUGGUGUGGUGUACACUCUGACUUUGACCGGGUCGACCUUGACGCAAAACAGUACAGUGACGCUCGGGGGCCAGCCGAGUUGGAUGACUUUCAACUCAACAGACAGAACAUUGUAUGUUGCCGAUGAGACAGGUUCUGGUAGUGCUUCAGUUUGGUCUGUCGCAGCCGCUACCAAUGGUGGAUUGAAACAAUCUGGAAAGGCUUCAGCUCCACUGGGAGCUGUAGCAAAUGUGCAAUAUGGAGGAGGCAAUUAUCUUGCAAGCGCUCAUUAUCAAACUUCGAUAAUCAGCACUCACAAGUUGCCCCUUUCAGGGUCAGCGCUCCAAACUUUCAGCUUGACUAUGAGUGCGAGAGGGCCCAAUUCCAGACAAGAUGCUCCACAUCCUCACGAAACGAUUGUCGAUCCCACAGAACAGUUCAUCUUGGCACCAGAUCUUGGAGCAGACUUGAUCAGGAUCUAUAGAAUCGACGCCAGCACUGGAAAGCUCAUAGCUUGUACUCCGUACACUGACACACCGGGCACUGGCCCUCGUCACGCUACAUUCUGGGGAAAGAACGUCUUGUAUGUAGGAAACGAACUUGCGAACUCAGUGCAUGCCUUCACGGUAUCGUACCCGGAUGGUGGAUGUCUGACAUUGACAAAAUUCCAAACAAUAACGACUAUGCCGGGAGGAAAAGCUGCGCCAUCUGGAACAAAAGUUGGUGAGGUACGCGUGAAGGAUAACUCCCUCUAUGCUUCAAACCGACGAGAUCUCUCGUUUUCGCCAAAUGAUUCCAUGGCUGCAUUCUCCUUGGACACAUCUGGAACGAUGACCUUCCAAGCAAUUACAACAUCCGGAGGAACCUAUCCUCGAACAUUCCAGAUCAACAAGGCGGGUGAUAUGGUUGUAAUUGGAGAUCAAACGACUGCAAACGUGGUAGUUGUCAAGAGAGAUGUGGCGACGGGUGCGCUCGGACCUCAAAUAGCCAGUAUGAGGAUUGGAGUUGCAGGGCACGCAGAAAAUGACGAUGGCUUGAGUGCUGUGCUAUGGGAUGAGUAG
Mollisia scopiformis is the source of this 1125-nucleotide messenger RNA. Its product is annotated as putative isomerase YbhE. The record is from RefSeq and is a predicted model, not a curated record. Bases 1 to 1125 code for a protein of 374 amino acids. The transcript has 2 exons. Gene Ontology annotation, molecular function: 6-phosphogluconolactonase activity; protein binding. NCBI's taxonomy places the organism in Eukaryota, Fungi, Ascomycota, Leotiomycetes, Helotiales, Mollisiaceae.